UAUCUUUGUUAUCAGGAUGAACUUGGUUGUCCUUGAUUUUUGGAUUGCACCAGUAAUGGUCUUUGUUUUUAUUUAUUUUUUCUCGGAUUCUCCCUUACACUUUGGCUUAAUCAUGAUAAAAGAAACGUGGGUUUGAUCAAAUUGUUCCCCUGCUGCAUCUUUGCUGAACUUUGAUUGAUUCUGAAUACGGUUGAAUCAACAUGAGCAAUACUAAACACAAGAAUGAUGAUGACUCUAGUGAGAGAGGUAUCUUUUCAGGCUAUCCAUCAGCACCUCCAUAUCCCCCUCCACAUGGAUCAUACCCACCACCAGGGUAUCCACCUCCAGGAGGCUACCCGCCAGCAGCGUACCCGCCACCACCAUAUCCACCUCAUGGAGGAUAUCCACCUUCUGGUUACUACCCUUCAGAAUAUCCACCACCUGCAUAUCCACCUCCAGGAGGGUAUCCUCCUCCAGCUCCUGGUUAUCCUCAUUCAGGAUACCAUCCACCAUCUUAUCCUGCUCCACAUGGCUAUCCACCUCCUCCACCUCCAUAUUCUGCAGGGCGUGGCGCUGGUAUGGGAGGAUUGUUGGCAGGAGGUGCUGCUGCUAUGGCUGCUGCAUAUGGGGCUCACCAUCUUGCACAUGGAUAUCAUCGUUAUGGACAUGGAGGUUAUUUUGGUCAUGGAAAGUACAAGCACGGGAAAUUCGGCAAGCGUUGGAAGCAUGGCAGGUUUGGAUUUGGCAAGUUUAAGCAUGGUUGGAAAAGAUGGAAGUGAUGCUGUGGCCAAUAGAUUAAAUAUAUAAUUCUGAGCAUGAUCAUGAAGGUUGAAUUGUGGGAUGAAUAAUGUAUGCUAUGGCAACACAUUGCACUUUUACAAUGACUGCUUUAGGUUCGUUGCUCCUUAUUAAAUGUGUGUGGCUUUUGUACAUACAGGAAUUCAUAUCCUGAAUUAUUUAGAUUGUUUUCUCACAAUUGUCCACUUCACCAAUGCCUUAUAGUUGAGAUAACAGUUCAGUAAAUUUGACAGAUAACCUACAAAACGUUUGUCACUUGUCAGUAAUAGAAGUUUUACCGUAGAGUAACUUGUAUUCCAAUAUGUCCUUUUGAACUUUUGUGAAGG
Abrus precatorius (Indian licorice) is the source of this 1103-nucleotide messenger RNA. Its product is annotated as annexin A7-like. The transcript is spliced from 3 exons. Lineage: Eukaryota; Viridiplantae; Streptophyta; Magnoliopsida; Fabales; Fabaceae. The record is from RefSeq and is a predicted model, not a curated record. Bases 201 to 758 code for a protein of 185 amino acids.